Molecule: messenger RNA, 2036 nt
Organism: Jatropha curcas
Lineage: Eukaryota; Viridiplantae; Streptophyta; Magnoliopsida; Malpighiales; Euphorbiaceae
Product: protein NRT1/ PTR FAMILY 4.5
Biological process (GO): transmembrane transport
Cellular component (GO): membrane
Molecular function (GO): transmembrane transporter activity
Source: RefSeq, a predicted model, not a curated record
AUGGAGGUCACGAAGCCGGACCACAAGUCCCUCUACCAGAGAGAUGAAGGAAAAGGUGGAUUUAGAGCUUGCAUGUUUGUGUUUGUUAUGAUAGCACUUGAAAAUAUGGGUUUCAUAGCAAACAUGGUUAGCUUAGUUCUUUACUUCCUCGGAGUGAUGUACUUUGAUUUGGCUAGCUCCUCCAACACUCUUACUAACCUUAUGGGUUCGACAUUCUUGCUUACUGUCGUUGGAGGCUUCAUUUCUGAUACUUAUUUGGACAGGCUAACCACUAUUAUCAUCUUUGCAGUAAUCGAAAUUACGGCUUUGGUGAUGAUGACAGUUCAAGCUCAUGCGAAAAGUCUGCACCCAGAAUACUGUGGCCCUGGCAAGUCAAGUUGUGUGGAGGGUAAGGUAGCAUUGAUGCUGUAUGCCUCUCUCGCUUUACUGGCAUUGGGUUCAGGCGGCGUAAGAGGAGUUCUGCCUUCGCUUGGUGCAGACCAAUUUGAUCAGAAUAAUCCAGAGGAAGCCAAGGCUCUUGCUACCUAUUUCAAUUGGAUUACACUAAGCACAGUUCUUGGUGCAGUUGUGGGUGUAACUGGUGUAGUUUGGGUUAGUGUCAAUAAAGCUUGGUAUAAAGGGUUCAUGAUAUCAACUAUAGGUGCAUUUGUGGGUUUUGUUAUUCUUGCCUGUGGUAAGCCUUUCUACUACAACCGAAAACAUGGAGAGAGUCCCUUCAUAAGAAUUGCACAGGUUAUUCAUUUGGCAAUUAAAAACAGACGAUUAUCGUUGCCUGCAAAUUCAAAGGAACUAUAUGAGAUUACUGACAAAGAAAUGAUCUCCACGGACGAAAAAAUUGCACAUACGGACCAAUUCAGAUUCCUAGACAAAGCUGCUAUAAUUCCAAAAGACCUGGAGGGGGUGGCACCAUGGAAAGUAUGCACUGUGACACAAGUAGAAGAAGUGAAAAUCCUGACAAGAAUGUUACCAAUAUUAUUCAGUACUAUAAUAAUGAACACAUGUUUAGCUCAACUUCAGACAUUCUCAGUACAACAAGGCAACGCAAUGAACCUUCAUUUAGGCAAAUUUGAAGUUCCGGCAGCUUCAAUUCCUGUAAUUCCUCUAGCUUUCAUGGUCAUACUAAUCCCACUCUACGAAUACUUUUUCGUACCAUUUGCACGAAAAAUCACCGGCCAUCCAUCAGGAAUCACACAGCUUCAACGUGUAGGAGUUGGUCUUGUUCUGUCAGCAAUAUCAAUGACUGUAGCAGGAAUUGUCGAAGUCAAAAGACGAAACCAAGCUCUUAAAGAUCAUGACCAUCCUAUAAGUCUAUUCUGGCUUUCUUUCCAGUAUGGAAUUUUUGGAAUAGCAGAUAUGUUUACACUUGUUGGGUUACUGGAAUUUUUCUACAAAGAAGCACCAGCAGGAAUGAAAUCACUCUCUACUUCAUUUACAUUUCUAUCUUUAUCGUUUGGGUAUUUUCUGAGUACUGUUUUUGUUAAUUUAAUAAAUACUAUAACUUCAAGAGUUGCUCCAAGCAGACUGGGAUGGUUACAUGGGGACGAUAUAAAUCUGAACAACUUAAAUCUGUUCUACUGGUUUUUGGCCAUACUUAGUGUCCUCAACUUUGCAAUGUAUAUGUAUUGGGCUUCUUGGUAUAAAUACAAGAUAGACGAUGCUAGUACAGAUCCUAAGCGGGAAACCAAGAAGACGAGUUCUUCAGAGGGUUUGCUUCUUUCCAAAAAAGAGAACAGCACUACAGAAAGUGUGGUUGUAAAGGCACAAGUAGCAGAAAGUACAGUGGAAGAGAAAGUGGGAAAUAUAAUAAUAAGUGAAGCUGACACUUCUGUUGAGCAUAGUAGAGAUGGUAGAGAAAAUGAUGGGCAACCGGAUAAGCAAGAAAAUGAUGAGGCUCGAGCAAAUGCUAAAGAACAUGGGAUUCAACCCAGCAAUUAGAGUAAAUUGCCAAAACAGCUGAUUUUUUUUUUUUUUUCCAAUUUUUGCAAUUGCCUCGUUGUGUGUAUGUCUUUUUUAAGUUCAAACUUGUAAUGACAUUG